AGCCCCUCCCCGCUCCCGACUGGGCUGGGGCGCUGCGGCCGGUGCUGGUGACAGCACUGGGAAAAGAUCUGCAGCAAGAACUGCUCCAAGAACUCACCCAGGCUUUGGCUAUGGCUGUUCCUAUUGCGAUUCUUGAUUGUGACCUCUUGCUCUAUGGCCGAGGACACCGGACGCUAGAUCGCUUCAAGCUGGAGGAUGUCACCGAUGAGUACCUGGUGUCCAUGUAUGGCUUCCCCCGACAAUUCAUUUACUAUCUAGUGGAUCUGCUGGGAGCCAGCCUCUCUCGCCCUACACAGCGGUCCAGAGCCAUCAGUCCAGAGACACAGAUUCUUGCAGCAUUAGGUUUCUACACUUCUGGCUCCUUCCAGACUCGCAUGGGGGAUGCCAUUGGCAUCAGCCAGGCCUCUAUGAGCCGCUGUGUUGCCAAUGUCACUGAAGCACUGGUGGAGAGAGCCUCACAAUUCAUUCAUUUUCCAGAGGAUGAAGCCUCUGUGCAGAGUCUGAAGGAUGACUUCUAUGGGCUGGCAGGGAUGCCUGGAGUGCUAGGGGUGAUUGACUGCACCCACGUGACAAUCAAAGCACCCAAUGCUGAGGACCUAUCCUAUGUGAAUCGAAAGGGUCUGCAUUCUUUAAACUGCCUAAUGGUGUGUGAUGCUAGAGGAGCACUGCUGAGUGCAGAGACGCACUGGCCAGGCAGCCUGCUGGACUGCACUGUGCUGCAGCAGGCAGCUCUUAAUAGCCAAUUUGAAACUGGAUUGCACAAAGAUGGCUGGCUACUUGGUGACAGCUCCUUUUUUCUCCGCACAUGGCUGAUGACCCCUCUGCAUAUCCCUGAGACCACCGCAGAAUACCGUUAUAACAUGGCACAUUCUGCCACUCACAGUGUCAUUGAGCAGACAUUCAGGACCAUUCGAUCCCGGUUCCGUUGCCUGGAUGGAUCCAAAGGCACCCUGCAGUAUUCUCCAGAGAAGUCCAGCCACAUCAUUCUGGCCUGCUGUGUGCUCCAUAACAUCUCUCUUGAACAUGGGCUAGAUGUGUGGUCUUCCCCAGCAACAGGACAGAUGGAGCAACCAGAGGAGGAAUACGAGCAAAUGGAAUCGCUGGACUCUGAAGCCUGUCGUAUCCGCCGCGAGCUUUUGCUUACUCAUUUUAGCUAAUAAAGCGAGGGAUGGAGACCUUUACAGAUGUAUUUGAGGAAAAUAUGGGAGCAAAUACACUCUCACAUUCAUUUAAGUUAGUAAAGAGAAAAACUAAGAUAGGCAUGGGAGCUGGGGAAGAAAGGGAAACACUUGUAACAAAUUCACUCUGUUUUAGGGGAUAUUUUACAUCUGCCAGACUCUUGAUUCCUUUGUAAAUGUUGUUUUGAGCCCUGAAUUCUCAAUACCUAAUGUGUGCAGACCCCACCUUGUCUAGAGGACAGUUAGGCAGGGACAAUAAUGUGGGAUCGUUUCCCAAUAAAAUCACUUCCAAUCGUCUGACAUUUUUGAAAAGUCUGUCAAUAUUAUAAAAAAUAACACAA
Molecule: messenger RNA, 1519 nt
Organism: Emys orbicularis (European pond turtle)
Lineage: Eukaryota; Metazoa; Chordata; Testudines; Emydidae
Gene: HARBI1
Product: harbinger transposase derived 1
Exons: 3
Coding region: 111-1157 (348 amino acids)
Source: RefSeq, a predicted model, not a curated record